Molecule: messenger RNA, 576 nt
Organism: Naegleria gruberi
Lineage: Eukaryota; Heterolobosea; Eutetramitea; Acrasida; Naegleriidae
Exons: 1
Coding region: 1-576 (191 amino acids)
Molecular function (GO): pigment binding
Source: RefSeq, a predicted model, not a curated record
AUGAGAUCACUCACCAUCCUUCUUAUUAUCUUUUACAUCUUUUAUUUAUUUAACAGUUCUGUUAAUGGUCAACUUGGAAAAUGUCAAAGAGUUAACACUAAACAAGAUUUCAAGCUUGAUAAUUAUUUAGGUGUUUGGUAUGAAAUUGCCAGAUUUGAUUCAUCAUUCGAAAAGAAUGGUAUUUGUUCGAAAGCAAACUAUACCAUCAAUCCAUCAGAUUCAUCCAAAAUUAUUGUCACCAAUUCAGAAUAUAUCAAUGGCCAAUAUUCGCAAGCAAUUGGAGAAGCAUAUUGUCCACAUCCAGAACAAGAUCCAGCCAAAUUAUUAGUUUCAUUUGGACAUCAACCAUUUGCCGGUCCAUAUUGGGUUGUUGACACUGAUUACAAAACUUAUUCAAUGGUAUUUUCAUGUGUAAAUAUAUUGGGAGUUUAUCAUAUUGAAUAUGCUUGGAUUUUAGCUAGACAACCAUCAUUGAAUACUAAUUUAUUGACAGAUAUCAUGUCAAGAUGGAAAUCUUUGGAUGUUGACAUUUCAAAGUUUAAAUUAACCAAACAAGUCAAUUGCCAACAACCUUAA